This is a messenger RNA of Rhipicephalus sanguineus (brown dog tick), 4884 nucleotides long. Its product is annotated as guanylate cyclase soluble subunit beta-1. Gene Ontology annotation, cellular component: guanylate cyclase complex, soluble. The transcript has 13 exons. Bases 110 to 3430 code for a protein of 1106 amino acids. Gene Ontology annotation, molecular function: heme binding; guanylate cyclase activity. Gene Ontology annotation, biological process: response to oxygen levels; cGMP biosynthetic process. The record is from RefSeq and is a predicted model, not a curated record. NCBI's taxonomy places the organism in Eukaryota, Metazoa, Arthropoda, Arachnida, Ixodida, Ixodidae.
GCUGCCGCUGACGACGCCGAGACAGCCUUUGCCGUUGUUUCAGUCACCGCCGCACGCCUUCGCAGGGGAGGAAUAGGGCGUCCGCUUAUCGGCCCGACACCGCUUCAGCAUGUAUGGAUUCGUUCACUGUGCCCUGGAAGACAUGGUACGCACGAAGCAUGGAAUAGACGCCUGGGAAAAGAUAUUGCGCAAAAGCAAGAUCCGUAUGCAUGGCGGUUCCUUCCUCAUGCAUCGUGUGUACGCAGACGACGUCACUUUCAAGCUGGUGCAGUCGGCGUCCGAAGUGCUGGAGAUGAGCCCAGACGCCUGCCUCGAAGCCCUGGGCUGCCACUUCCUGUACUUUUGCCAGCAGCACGGAUACGACCACAUCCUGCGCGUGCUGGGCUCCAACCUGACUGACUUCCUCACGAACCUCGACAACCUACACGACCACCUGGCGUCCACUUAUCCGGGGAUGAGUGCGCCUUCUUUCAGGGUUUCACCGGGACCAAUGGGUAGCCUACAUCUUCACUACUGCAGCGAACGCAAAGGCCUGCACCCGAUUGUCAAGGGUCUGGUGAAGGCCGUGGCACGAGAGUUCUUCGACACGGAGGUCAACGUGAACACGUGUAAGGUCACGGACCGAGGGGACCGCGUCACCGUCAUCAUGGAGGUGUCCGAGUGCAUGCUCAAGCUCGCCCCCAUCGAAAUUCCGGGUCUGAUGCAAAAGAGAUCAUCCUUUACAUCGGCCCACAUCACCGACCAUCUGAGCCAGAGUCCGCAAGACCUGCCCGUGGACACCAAGACCUUCUGCUCGGCCUUUCCUUUCCACGUCAUCUUCGACCGAGACUUUGUCAUUCACCAGGCGGGAAAGGGCCUCGUGCGGCUGACGCGAUCCAUGUGGCAGCGCGGUAAGCCCGUCCGCUUCACCGACAUGUUCAGCAUCUGCCGGCCCGUCAUCGAGUGCAGCUUCGAGAGCAUCCUGGGAUUCCUCAACCAGGUCUACGUGGUCACAGCCAAGGAUGGCGUGCUCGAGAAGGACCGCAAGUUCCCGCAAGCCAAGCCGGCUGCCUCGCCCGCAGGCAGUCGGCGCAAGCUUCUUCGACGACUCAACAGCACCGUGGAGCCGCCUCCGGACGGCGUGCUGAGACUCAAGGGCCAGAUGGUCUCGCUACCGGAGGCCGACUGCCUGCUCUUUCUGUGCUCGCCGCGAGUGAAGAGCCUGGAAGAUAUGCAUCGCGUCGGAUUGUUUUUCAGCGACCUGGCCCUCCACGAUCCCGUCCGCGACCUCAUACUCAUCUCUCACCAACGCCGCAGGGAACGCGAGCUCGUCGAGAAGCUAGACGAGGCCUCCAACCACCUCAAGAUCCUGGACUCGAAACUGCGUGAGGACAAGCGGCGCACGGAGGACCUUCUGUGCUCCAUCUUCCCGGCGCGCGUGGCUCGCAACCUGUGCUUGGACCUCCCCGUCGAGGCGGAGAAGUUCGAGAUGGUCUCGUGCCUCUUCUCAGACAUCGUCGGAUUCACGGCGCUCUGCGGCAGCGAGAACGUCCAGCCCAUGGACAUCGUGCGCCUCCUCAACCGCCUCUACGUCCAGUUCGACUCCCUCACCAACCUGCACGGUGUGUACAAGGUGGAGACCAUCGGCGAUGCAUACCUCGUCGUAUCUGGGAUCCCCGAGUUCACAGAAGACCACGCUGAUCGAGUAGUUGUCAUGGGGCUAGCCAUGCAGGCAGUCACACGCACCGUCCAAUCACCUGUCGAAGGGCACGCCAUAGAGAUACGGAUUGGCAUUCAUUCGGGCCCUGCAAUGGCCGGCGUCGUUGGUACUCAAAUGCCUCGCUACUGCCUCUUCGGGCACACGGUCACUCUAGCGAAUAAGGUGGAGAGUCACGGACUGCCCAAGCAGGUCACCAUCACUGAGGAGACGAAAAGGCACCUUAAAAAGGACGGCUAUCUGUUCCUGGCCACGAAGCCUUGCCCCGAGCUUCCCGUGCGCUGCUACAGCGUGUCCCGGCCAGGAGACAAUGUGGCGCCGGAUCCUGCCACGCUGGGACCGGCCCUGUACGGAGGCGGCGGUCACUUCCGGUCGCCCACCGGGUCGCCGGUACACUCGGAUAGAAACACGGGUUCUCGUAGCUCAUCCACGCCAUCUCCCAGCGGAUCUCCACUCGUCACUGGCGGAGACGCCGUUAAGAACGUGGAGUGCCCGGGGCAGUUCACGCCACCCAUAAAGCGCAAGCACCGAGGUCGUGUGUUCGAGUUCCCCGCGGUAUCCACGACCAGGCAGAACUCAACGCCGGACAGCGGCUCCGAGUGCAAGUUCCUACAGAGUUUCGACGAUGCCGAACAAGCUCGCGAAAACACCGGCCACGUCAGCGACGACGACGACCCUUUCGACGAACCGAUGUGCGUCAUCAACGUAGAGUCGGCGAGCAGCCAAGAACUGUCACUCAGUAGCGACACUCUUUCGUCCCAAGGAGCGUCGCCGUGCGCCGAGCGCAAGACCAAGAACAUCGCCGGCUGCCAUGCACCAGCCGUUCCCGAAACGGACUCUCCGCCGGAAGAAAUCCAAACCGACCAGAAAGAUUUCCCAAGCGGUCUUCCAGCGACGGAAGAGCGAUCCCAGACAAGUAGCCAACUCAACGCCGCCUCGAAGAUACCGCGCUCCGAACCUAACGACACGCUACCUCCUUCGAAGGAAGUGAAGGCUCCAGCGUCGAAGCGAGUGACGACGCUCAAGUGCUGCCCGUUCGGGUCGCGAAACCAGGACCUGAACGAGAACCUCGAAGACGACGAACCUAGGAGCGCCGCCAAGUUCAAGCCCAGGUGUCCGUUCCGCCUGGGCGGAGACGAGGACGACGUCGACCGGCUCCGAAGCCCGCUCGUCCAAAAAGGCAGCAAGGGCGCUCGCAGCGGCCUCUCUUCGCUGGCUCGUUUCUCGUUCAGCGAUCUGCGGGACCCCGCCUCCACGUGCGGCGUCCCGACCGUGGUUGUCAAGGCGGCCAAGGAGGCACACGGUUUCUUCCCGGGACUACGCAGCAUGCUUCGCAGAGGAGACAAGAAAGGCCGCCAUUCGUCGACCAGCAGCGCGCCACCGGGUUCGGACUCCCUGUCUCCGGAUUCACUCGUCGACUACGCUACGGACGACUCCGGCAACGCUGGCGCCAAGGGGGCGUGUCCCAUGAGGCGAAUGUUCUCCCAGGUGCUGACGGUGAACUUUAGUGAGGCCGAAGGCUCGGAAGCGCAGCCUCCGGGUAAGAGGACUCAGAGCUGUUACUCCUUCCGACACCUCGAGGAUGCUGAACUUAGUGCCGCCGAAAAGGAGAAGCAGCACGCCGACUCCGGCCGCUUCAACCUGCCCCAGCUGAACUGGCACUUUCCCAGACUGAAACAACGAAUCACGAAAGGGAGCCUCUUUAGCGGAGCCAUUUUCCCGUCGUCGAGGUAGUAGGGUUCACCAAGAGUUCCGCUAUUCCGAGUGCCUGUGCGUGUGUUCGUAUGCGUGUACAAAGCUGAGCGGAACGAACGUGAUGUGAAAGUGCUUGCUUGGACUCUUAAUCUCCCUCGUUGUCAAUACGUCACCUGUCCUUUUUCCUUUUGUACCGAUAUAGGUUAGUUGAGAGACGGCUGGAGUUGGUCACGGACGCGCUCCCGCGUUGCUGACAACGGCUCUUAGGAGGUUUUCGUCGUUAGCCCAGUAGCAUUCGCGCUUCCUAUGUACGGCAGCGAUGAUGCAUUGCUUCUCCUCAGUUGUGUCGGCGAAACGCGGGGUGAAAGUUCUUUGAUUGAAUGGGUGUGCUGGAAUUGCUAUACUGUAUAUAAGCUAAGCGACUACUUAAUGAAAGCACGCAAUAUGAAACUUGAAAUUUCGGAGAUAUAUAUUUUUAAUCUUUAAAAUGGAUCGCACCAACAACGUGUUCGGGCAUUCCAUUGAUGAGAUCCUAAGCUCUUUCUUGGAUGGCUUUCUUAACUAUAUUAUACAACAGAACGCCUUCUUCUGAGAAGCAGAACGUAUGCUGCCACUGUGAAUGGAAAUGACUAACUGCUCUAUCUGAAGGAUUUUGGGUAACCAUGAAUGCGCAAAUAACGCCUCCUCAUCGAGGUGAAUGGACCUUUUGUUAAAAAGCUUUACCGCUGAGUGUAUAAACAGCAAGACGCUCUGUUUGCUUAACGAACUCCAUAAGAUGUGCCGAUACGCAAGGCGUCUUCGUAUCAUUAAAACUGGCACAGAUGACAUGCCUUGCCUAAUUAAAGGUCACGAAAAGGCAGACAAUAGGAACGUGAAGGUUAAUUAUCAGCUAACUAAACUUUCACAACCGCGUAUAUUACGUUUAUAUUCCGCUAACGUGCUGUGUGUGUGCAUUCUCAUAAUGGAGCUGAACGUGUUUUCAAUGUAUUGUAGAAAAUAACGGUUCUGAUUGGCAUACAUGGCAAAGGUUUGACGAACAUGAACGACGAGUGAAGGGAAUAACGUGUACACCACAUGGCACCUCUCUUGGGUAGUUAGACUUACACUUAAACGAAGUCCAUAAAAAUUUAAUGAGGUCACAAGGGAACGCCAUCAUGCUGGACAACGUGUGCGAAAUAUUCUUGAAACGGAUGGCCAAGUGUCGUGCUUGAUACGUUUUGAACAACGUUAACACAAAAAUUCUAUCGAACUUGAGAAGUUAUAGCGUGUUCUGUUGCGUACGGUAACGAAGUUUCGCUUGCUUCGGAAAUUCAGACUUGUCACGUACUGAAAAAGAGAAACACUUGUUGUGUAAGUGAACAUAUCAUCGAAAGCGCGGCUUGGCUCUUGAUUAUGGUUUCUGCGUAAGCUCUUGAGCAGGUACGGGGAAAAUAAAAUAACCAAACGUGAACUACAUGCCGAGCGACUCUUGUGAAGAUAUUAAGAGUGCAGAC